AAGAAGAGUUCAUCUAACGACUUGUUGACUUUUGGUAUUGCGUUGCUUCCACUUAUUAAUCCUUGGAAUAUUGAGCUUAGUCACCGUCUUAUUGGCAAUAUUGCUGAACAGACUGGUUAUUUUUUGAAUUUAUUUUGUAAUUUAAUUUUUAGGUUGUCGCAUCUUCUAUCCUCCCAAGGAAAAGUAUGCUAUUCAGCCACCUACUUAUUUUAUUAAGGGGACGUCAAUGAGUGGAAUUCUUCAGGCUGGCAAAUAUCUUACGGUAAUUUUGAAAUUAUUUAAGGGCUAUAUUUUUUGUUGUCCUCUAGAACCCAAAAAGGUUGGCCCACCUUAUUAAAAUUUUAUCCAGACAAUCCAAUUCCCAAGGGGGUCGUUUUCAGGCGAAGGGGGCUUUAGCCCCAAAAGUCCACUGGUACGCCCUUGCUAAUUCCUAUUCAUUUUAGGGACUUUCUAUGCUUCAAAUUACUUUUUACAUGCCUCCAGGAGUUGUUCCAACAAUUAAGCAACAACAACUGGAUGAUUGGCAAAGGGAUCUGCUUGUUCACACAACAAUAUAUAAUCCUGAAUCUUCUUCUCCAGCGCAAUACAAAGUCACUCUUCGUUCUUUUGAAUUUUGUCUUAAUGGUCUUUAUAUGGUUCGCUCUACUCUUUUGGGUUUUAAGAGAUCUGUGCAAACAGUCAACUAUGACUUUAUGAAGUUUACCAAAUUUUUAAUUCCGUAUACUGUCUUCUCCGAUUCAAAACUUUUCUAUCCGCUCUACUCAGUCGACGACAAAACUUUGAAUUGGCCAAGUAAGGAUUUCUUCAGCAACUUCUAUGGCGGUCCAUAUUAUACUCCACCAGCGGUCGGAGAGAAUCAUGAAGAUGACAAAACUGGCGUUCAAGUUGUUCCUGACACUUCCAAUGUUGCUCCACCUGUCAAGUCUGAGCCUGCACAAUUUGUGUUUCUGCAUGCUUUGGAUCACAGUUUUAACAGCGAGAGUGCUCAUACUUGCUCUCUUAUAGCCUCACCGAUACACUAA
Molecule: messenger RNA, 1022 nt
Organism: Meloidogyne enterolobii
Lineage: Eukaryota; Metazoa; Nematoda; Chromadorea; Rhabditida; Meloidogynidae
Source: the annotation of a GenBank genome assembly